Molecule: messenger RNA, 909 nt
Organism: Rhodamnia argentea
Lineage: Eukaryota; Viridiplantae; Streptophyta; Magnoliopsida; Myrtales; Myrtaceae
Product: flavonoid 3',5'-methyltransferase-like
Exons: 5
Coding region: 84-755 (223 amino acids)
Molecular function (GO): O-methyltransferase activity; S-adenosylmethionine-dependent methyltransferase activity
Source: RefSeq, a predicted model, not a curated record
AGUUGCAAGGCCAACGAAGAGGAUAUCGCGGUUAAAAUUUGCCGAAGAUACCAGCGACAGUCAUUUUUUUUUUUUCCGGUUCCAUGCUCGGACGGCGGUACAUAUUGGAAACGAAUGCAUAUCCGAGAGAGCACGAGCAGCUGAAAGAACUCAGAGAAGCCACAGUUCAGAAGUACCAAUACUGGAGUUUGAUGAAUGUGCCAGCUGAUGAGGGGCAACUGAUCACCAUGAUCUUGAAGCUCAUGAAUGCAAAACGGACGAUCGAGAUCGGAGUCUUCACCGGCUAUUCUCUCCUCACCACCGCACUCGCACUUCCGGCCGAUGGCGAGAUAAUAGCCAUCGAUCCGGACAAGGAGGCUUAUGAAACGGGCCUGCCGUUUAUCAAGAAAGCCGGAGUCGACCAUAAGAUCAACUUCAUCCAUUCGGAUGCUUUCACGGUUCUAAAUGACCUCCUCGAAAAUGGCAAGGAAGAGGGGGCCUUUGAUUUUGCCUUCGUUGACGCGAACAAGGAGGACUACAUCAAGUACCACGAGAUCGCGCUCAAGCUGGUGAGGAUCGGGGGAGUGAUCGGGUACGACAACACCCUGUGGUUCGGUGCGGUUGCGCUCGCCGAAGACGACGAGAUGGCGGAGCAUCCGAGGGCCGGGAGGGGCCAUCUCGGGGAGCUGAACAGCUUCUUGGCCAACGAUCCCCGGAUCGAUUGCUGCCUUCUUUCCAUCGGAGACGGCAUCACGCUCCGCAGGCGCCUCUCCUGAAAAUCAGAGUUUUUAUUUUGUAAUUGGCCGACCUUCGAUGGCGGGAGAAUAAAUCUAGACACUGUUUAAACAUUUUCUAUGUAGCUGUCAUUUUAACCCUUAAGGAGUUGUAACUUGUAACAUCGAUUGAAUGAUUGUGGGUGCGUUUUGGAAA